GCAGCCCUGCGGUGGGCGGGAGAGACCUGCGCUCGGGAGGGGAGGCCGCGCAGCACAGCUGUUGCCGGGACGAUGGCGGGGACGGCGCUCAAGAGGCUGAUGGCCGAGUACAAACAACUAACGCUGAAUCCUCCGGAAGGAAUUGUGGCAGGUCCUAUGAAUGAAGAGAAUUUUUUUGAGUGGGAGGCGCUGAUCAUGGGCCCAGAAGACACCUGUUUUGAGUUUGGUGUGUUUCCGGCCAUCCUGAGUUUCCCCCUGGAUUACCCGUUAAGUCCCCCGAAGAUGAGAUUUACCUGCGAGAUGUUCCAUCCCAAUAUCUACCCCGACGGCCGAGUCUGCAUCUCCAUCCUGCACGCCCCGGGCGACGACCCCAUGGGCUACGAGAGCAGCGCCGAGCGGUGGAGCCCCGUACAGAGCGUGGAGAAGAUCCUCCUGUCGGUGGUGAGCAUGCUGGCAGAGCCCAAUGACGAGAGUGGCGCCAACGUGGACGCUUCCAAGAUGUGGCGGGACGACCGGGAGCAGUUCUGCAGGGUCGCCCGGCAGCUGGCGCAGAAGUCGCUGGGGCUGUGAGCCCGGCGCACACGGACGCGCAGUGACUGGGACACUCUGCCGGCACCGAACCAGUGAGCUUGCAGAAGCGCGGUGUCCGGCCCCCCGCCUCCCCCGCCCCAAACAGGCUUCUCCUCUGAAACGGCGAUUCACACAGGAUGCUGACGCUGGGCGCACUUUGACCCUGUCCGGGCAGGCGGAGCUGCGGCCCCCUGCCCUCCCCUUCCCAGCUGCCCCCCCCCCCAGGUAGUGGCUUCCCUCCCCUCGCCGUGGGCGGGCGGGGGGCCGGGCCUCGAGGCGCAGGAGGGGCCAGCGGCGGGUGGGCGGGGCAGCUCUGGUGCGUGGUCCCUGCGCCCGGAGGGGACGGUCCCUGCGCCCGCUGCGCUUCCUAGUGCUUCCAGGUGUCGUCCUUGUCAUCUGGUCACAGCUUUCUGUUUGUUGCGCGUUACAAACCUAUCACGCUUAGAAAUGCUUUCAGGAAAUAAACACUUUUUAAAACGUGGAUUACUGAACGGUGGGGUGUGUACAAGCGGGGUUUACCGCUGGUCGUAGGAGUGGCUGCCUCUUCCCGGUCCUGCUGAGCGGAGACUGGCCCUGACGUCCUGGUUACGGUGCCUCACUAGAGCAGGGACACGCGAGCCUGGACCUUCGGUCAGUGGCUUCUGGAUGCACGUGGGGACGUUCUGACGUUCUCUGUGUGGUGGCUGCAGCGGGAACGUUCAUUAUUGAGCCUGUUUUAACUUGGGGCUGGAAGGGAAUGUGCACCCCUAGUGAGUGCCGGGUGCAGAGGUGCGCCUUACCCCGACCUUGACCUUGACCGGGCGCCUUGGGCCCCAGGGCAGGGACGGGGCACUUAGUGUGGGGUGUGACACGGCCUACGAGGUGGUCCCUGCUCACACGCGGGGGGCUCUGUGACAAGCAGUAACACAUCUGUUGCAGAAUCAGAUACGUGGCCUGUCAGGUCACACCCAGAUAGGAAUUUCUAUUUUUGAGAUAAGGGACAGUCUGCAGGUCACACCGUAGGUUUUACUGCACAUCGUCCUCUUAACCAUGGGCCCAGCGGGCGGCAGUCUGUCUCGCUGACCCGACACGUGAUUUCCCGGUGUUCACGGGAGUGCCGGGGAGUGCGGCCGGGCCCCACCCCUGCUCGGCUCUGUAAGGAAACCGGCUUCCUUCUCAGAAGGGAACCUGUCAGGCUUGGGGCUCAGUACGAGGACUUGGACCGGAGGGGACCGGGGAGGGACAGGUGUCGGACCGGAGUAGUGUUGGCAGGCGUGUAGAGCGAGGCGCAGCUCUCCCCGUGGAGAUGUCUGUGGGGGGGGGGGUGGUCAGUGGACACGGCAGGCGCUGUGGCCACGGGGUUUCCGUGAGAUCUGGAGAAGGAAGAGAGCGGAUCUCUUUGCAAACAAAAUAUUUUUAUUCGCUUGUAUUUAUUAAAUGGAAACAGAACCUCAUGUUGUCCUUACUCUGUGGUGUUUAAUUACUAUGUUAAAAAUAAAGUUCUAUAUUUUCCCUGUU
Molecule: messenger RNA, 2067 nt
Organism: Hyaena hyaena (striped hyena)
Lineage: Eukaryota; Metazoa; Chordata; Mammalia; Carnivora; Hyaenidae
Gene: UBE2G2
Product: ubiquitin conjugating enzyme E2 G2
Exons: 6
Coding region: 73-570 (165 amino acids)
Cellular component (GO): cytosol; endoplasmic reticulum
Source: RefSeq, a predicted model, not a curated record